Messenger RNA from Jaculus jaculus (lesser Egyptian jerboa), 1353 nucleotides. RefSeq names its product transmembrane protease serine 11G-like. Gene Ontology annotation, biological process: proteolysis. Bases 1 to 1353 code for a protein of 450 amino acids. Gene Ontology annotation, molecular function: serine-type endopeptidase activity. The transcript has 10 exons. Gene Ontology annotation, cellular component: extracellular region; plasma membrane. Lineage: Eukaryota; Metazoa; Chordata; Mammalia; Rodentia; Dipodidae. The record is from RefSeq and is a predicted model, not a curated record.
AUGACCGCCAGAAACACCACGGUUUCAUCUUUCUCUGUGGCCAAGCCUCAUUGCCCACCAGCCACCACGCUCACAUUUCCUCCCCUAUCAUAUGCAUUUCCUCUCAACAGACCUGGGGUCCUGCGUAGAAGACCGAAUUCCUGGGCCCCGUGGGCAGUUGCUUCUGUUGUCACAGCUGUUUUGUUGGCCCUGGCAGUGACUAUUGGUCUUGUUUAUUUUUUGGCAUAUGGUCAGAAGAUUCACUACUAUCAGACCUCCUUCCAGAUCCCAAGUGUUGCAUACGACCCUGAACUGUCUGUGGAACAGUCAAAACGCAGGACUGACCUGAAGGAAGAGGUCAGUGAUGAGAUAGAUGGAAUAUUUCUAAGAUCCAGUUUAAACCAUCAUUACAUCAAAUCACAUGUUGCUAACUUUAGGCCAAGCAAUGAUGGCUUGAAAGCAGAUGUAUUAUUUAAAUUUAAGUUUCCAUCUAACAAAGCAGACACCUUGAAAGGACAAGCCGGUAACGUUUUGCACAAGAAGUUGAGAUCCACUCCCAGCUUCCUGAAAAUAGAUAAUUCAUUACCUUAUCUUAGAGAAAUGAAUGCAGUCCAAGCAGAGCAUAUUUUAAACAGCAAUUGUGGUGUAGGAAUGGAGUACCCGACCAUGGCAAGGAUUGCAGAUGGUCAAACUGCCAGCAAAGCCAACUGGCCAUGGCAAGCCAGCCUGCAGGUGGAGGGCAUUCAUUUCUGCGGGGCGUCUCUAAUCAGCGCCGAGUGGCUCCUCACUGCUGCUCACUGCUUUGACACCUACAAAAACCCCAAACUGUGGACGGUCAGUUUUGGGACCACCCUAAGCCCUCCACUGAUGAGAAGAAAGGUGCAGUCAGUCAUGGUGCAUGAGAACUAUGCUGCCCACAGACAUGAGGACGACAUUGCUGUGAUCAAACUCUCCACCCCCGUCCUGUUCUCUGAAGACGUACACAGGGUCUGCCUCCCAGAUGCUACUUUUAAGGUGUUGCCCAAGAGAAAAGUGUUCGUCACUGGAUGGGGAGCCUUAAAAGCGAGCGGUCCCUUUCCCAACUCUCUGCAGCAAGUAGAAGUAGAGGUCAUAAGUAAUGACGUGUGUAACCAGGUUCCGGUAUAUGGUGGUGCUGUUGCUUCGGGAAUGAUCUGUGCCGGAUUCUUGACAGGAAAGCGGGAUGCCUGUGAGGGGGACUCUGGAGGGCCUCUGGUUAUUGCAGAUGAUAGAAAUAUCUGGUAUCUCAUUGGAAUCGUCAGCUGGGGAAUAGACUGUGGCAAAGAAAACAAGCCUGGGAUUUAUACGAGAGUGACUCAUUACAGGGACUGGAUCAGAGCUAAAGCAGGCAUCUGA